AUGCAAACUCAGAUGUUCGGUUUCCAUAAAGAUGCCCUGUACUGCCCGCAAAGAGUGCCUGCAGCUCGGUCAAUCCAGCAAUCUCGUGCGGCACUGCAUUGGAUCCUUCUAAUCGCUGAAGAGCAAAUGGCCCAACGCAUCAAGGAGCCACCAAACGCGCACAUUCUCAAACACUCCAUCUUGAAACGCAGAGCGAGUGGAUAUGGGAUGCUCAGGUCGCUCUUGAACAAUGCUGACUUUGACCUGGAGACGGCCGUAUUAGCUUUACGAUAUGCGAUAUCGGCUGAAUGUUACAUGAACCACAAAGACGCUGCCCAGGAACACUUGAAAGCCUUGGAUGCUCUACUGCAAAGACCGGGGGCACUGGAAUAUUUCGUCGUCAAUGCGGACAAGACUGCACUGUCACUUUCGACCCUCAAGAGAAUGUCAUUCAGCGACUUUGAGACUAUCAAAACCAUGGUAUUCCUCAAGUGGAGGCGCUUGCAGGCAUGGUCGAAGCAGAACCACGCUGACUUGGUCCGCCACGCUUAUACCACUUAUCACAUGAGCGCCGAUGCCAACCACAAGGCUCAAGCUCUUCCACAGAAGCAAGCAAAAGAACCUACCACGGAACAGUCUCUCCUCGAUCGGUACAUCGCAAUCAAGAAGUCCGCGCUCUUCUCGACCUACACUUGUGAGACAAUGAACGCGGCUUGUGAUCCCGAAUGGGUGUACACUUACCAAGCAGGGCUCUUCGCAUUGUUUUACGACCUGAACAUGACAUUGGCAAGUUUUGGAAGGGAUAAUCUUCGCGAGAAGAUCUUGUUCCUGGAGAAACUCAAAGUUGCCUUCGAUUCCAACUCUGCCAAUACCCUGGGCGGGACCUCUACGCUGUCUAUUGUGGACUGGGUUCGCGAGCAAUGCUACAGUGAAUGCUUCAAGAAGGAGGAAGCCAUCUUCAAGGAAACUGAUCUUUGCACUUACGAGAUCAAUGGUUUUAAGAUCUUCGCACUACUGCAUGUGGAUCAGCGAGUUCGUCUGACAGCAGCGCUACGCGCUUGGUUGCUCAUCGAUAUCAGCGUCGACGUUGACAUCGAGGCAGAAGAUUUAGAGGAAGUGGAAUUUCUCUCGAUGGAAGAGCAAGUCACCAGAGCUUGGUGGGACGAACAGCUCACCCCGAACUCAUCGCCAUCACCCUGA
Fonsecaea multimorphosa CBS 102226 is the source of this 1179-nucleotide messenger RNA. RefSeq lists its product as uncharacterized. NCBI's taxonomy places the organism in Eukaryota, Fungi, Ascomycota, Eurotiomycetes, Chaetothyriales, Herpotrichiellaceae. The coding region runs from base 1 to 1179 and encodes 392 amino acids. The transcript has 2 exons. The record is from RefSeq and is a predicted model, not a curated record.